Blepharisma stoltei is the source of this 1389-nucleotide messenger RNA. The record is from the annotation of a GenBank genome assembly. NCBI's taxonomy places the organism in Eukaryota, Ciliophora, Heterotrichea, Heterotrichida, Blepharismidae.
AUGCUCACUCUUAACCCCAUUGAAAAAGCUUUAGAAGACAUAGGAUGGGGAAGGUAUCAAACCAAGCUCUAUUUUAAUUGUUUUGCAGUAAUUCUAACGUAGGCUCUUGCUCUUACGAUGCUUUGGAUAGAAACUAGUGCGAUCAUAAUGUAUAAAUUUGACGAUGAUUUAGUGAAAUCAAAAUCAAACCUUGCAAUCUCAAUAAAUCUUGGAACUUUGGUAGGCUGCUACGUAUUUUCUUAUCUCAUCGGAAUAUAUGGGAGAGCGCCAAUAUUUAAAAUUACAGUAGCAGUGGCAGCUUGUGGUGGAAUCCUGAUCUGUAUUUUUCCAUGCUACGAAGUUCUAUUAUUUGGGCUUUUUGUGAUUGGGCUAGGAAUGGGAGGUGACGGAAGUAUUGGAACCACUGUUUUUAUGGAGGCAAUUCCGGUUAGCCAGCACAGGACAAUGACAAUUUUAAAUGUUUCUUACUGCUUGGGAACAGCCCUAUCUAUUUUUUUUGCAAUUUUACUUGAAUUUAGAAUAUCAUCAGAACAGCCAGCUUGGCUUAUUUUAACAUGAAUUUCUACAAUCAUAAGCGUUAUCUUAACAUAUUUAAGGCUAGAAGUAUUAGAAAGCCCAAUGUUCCUAUAUGAAAUAAAAAGCAAAAAACUGAAGGAAGUAAUAAAAACAAUAGCAACAAUAAAUGGGAAAAUAGAUUUUAAAUUUUCUCUUCCACACGAAAGAUUUUCUUCAUAUGACGAAGAAGAAGCGGUAAGUUCUUCAGUUUUUGAAAUUUUCAGAAAUCCCUUGCUCAGAACCACAAUUUUGCAGACAAUUCAAUACUUUUGGUCAAGCGUAGCUUAUACAAACAUGAUUUUUUUCAUGCCUUUACUUCUUCCUGAGUCUAGUGAUUUGAGUGCUUAUAGUGUUAUAUUUCUGCAGCAAAUUGCUGGAUUUGGAGGUACUUAUAUUGCUUCUAAAUGCAUAGACACUCAGCUAGGUAGAAAAGGGACCGAGGCUCUUGCAUUUAUGCUUUCUGGGUUGACGAUUUAUCCCUUUAUGUUUUCUGAAAGAACAGGAAUUGUAACUUAUAAGUAGAUUUAUAUUUGGUCUGCAGUAUCUUUUGGGUUUUUAAUGAUGGGACUUUCGACUCUAUACACACAUUCACAAGAAUUAUACCCUACACACGUCAGAGGUCUUGGAGUUGGCUGAGUAACUGGCAUUCAAUUGAUGACUGGCGUUUUCACUCCUCCACUAACAGAAAAAUUAGGUGAAAUUGGAGGAAACUCGUUGAUUUUCCACUUCAACGCAGUUUGCUAUUUUAUAUCAGCUGCAGCUUCCUUGUUUUUAACUGAGCACACGCAUGAAGCUAAAGAAAUUGAGUGCGAGCCUUUAAAUUAUGAAUUAUAG